Zea mays is the source of this 3268-nucleotide messenger RNA. Its product is annotated as BTB/POZ domain-containing protein At5g66560. NCBI's taxonomy places the organism in Eukaryota, Viridiplantae, Streptophyta, Magnoliopsida, Poales, Poaceae. Bases 929 to 2824 code for a protein of 631 amino acids. The transcript is spliced from 4 exons. The record is from RefSeq and is a predicted model, not a curated record.
AAACAUUACUGUAUUAUUAUUAGUACCAGUUUGCUUUACAGUUAAGAGUACUCGACAGGCGGCAGUGGCAACCCAACAACAUUCAUACACACACACACAAAAAAAAGUAUACUAGUAGGGAACUGAAACCAAAACAUGGAGCGCAGUAGUGCAGAUCGAUUGUUCAUUUCUCGGCUGCGCCGUACUACGCGGUUCGCCGCCUGAAAUUGUUUCCGAGGGCAUCCAAUCCACAUAUCUUUUUCACAAAGGUUUUGCUGUUGGGUGUCGACUGUCGACGCAAGAAAGAGACCGCCUUUUGCUGCUAUAAUUUCAUUCCCUUUUCCCGGCUGUCCAAAUCCAUAGCCGUAGACCGACGCAAGCAGGCAGGCAGGCGUAGGUGAGGUCUACCCGCCCGCCCAACAAGUUUCCAAGCGUUCCCUCUCAUGCUUGCUUGACGUGGAGUGGUUAGGUCACACGCACGCACCUCAUCGCCCACCCCUCCACCGCCGCGCCCGCGCCGGUCCCCAGCCACAGCCAAGAGAACACGCACGAAAGACGAAGAAGAAGAAGAAAAACGGCAGUAGAUGAGCGGCGGCAAGCCGGCAGCCGGUUGAUGACCGAAAGAUUUUUAACCAAACCACGAGCAGCAGCAACGAGACGUAGCUUUCCAUACAUCGGCUGUCCUGUCCUUCCUUGUUUAUCCCCACAGCAAUAACUUCCUCUUCUGCUGACACUGGCCUGGGAAGUGGGAUUCUGAUGCCAAUUUAAUUGGCCAGGUAGGCGCCCUGAAUUGCCACACCUACCGGCCCGCCCCAACCCAAUCAUACAUCCAUACGGCUACGAGCGACGGAGCGAGCGAGGGAAGUUGAUGUUGUAGAUGCCAUCCUUCCUCUCCUCCUUCCGGAUCGUAGUCGUGGCUUGACUCAGCGUAGCGGCCAGGGCAGCGGCCAUGUCGUCGUCGGUCCGGCACGGCUCGUCGAGGGGCCAGGCAUGGUUCUGCACCACGGGCCUGCCCAGCGACGUCGUCUUCGAGGUGCACGACAUGACCUUCCACCUCCACAAGUUCCCGCUCAUGUCCAAGAGCCUCAAGAUCCACCGCAUGCUCAGCGAGCAGGAGGACCAGCGUCCGACGCGGGGACGGCGGCAGCGGAGGAGACAGGUGAGGAGCAGUGACGGAGACGAUGACGGUGCUGCGGAAACAGAGAUCGAGGAGGAAGAAGCCGAGCCUGAGCAGCAGCAGGUUAGGACGGAGGGGGAGGGCGACGGGCAGCCGUACUGCAUUGCGUUCCCCGACUUCCCGGGCGGGCCGGGCACGUUCGAGGCGGCCGCCAAGUUCUGCUACGGCGUCCGCGUGGACCUCACCCCCUGGAACGUCGCGCCGCUGCGGUGCGCGGCCGAGUACCUGGAGAUGACGGAGGACCACGCCGAGGACAACCUCGCGGCGCGCGCGGAGGCGUACCUGGACCAGGCCGUGCUGCGGCACCCCGGCGACGCCACCAAGGCGCUCAAGUCCUGCGAGGAGCUGCUGCCGCUCGCCGAGGACCUCGGCAUUGUGUCCCGCUGCGUGGAGGCCAUCGCCGCGCGCUCGUCGUCCGCGUCGCGGUCCUGGUUCGACGACCUGGCCGUGCUCGGCCUGCGCAUGUACAAGCGGGUGAUGGCGGCCAUGGCCGCGCGCGGCGACGUCAGGGCGGAGGCCAGGGAGAGCUGCCUCGUGUCCUACGCCAGGGGCACCAUCCCGGGGCUGUCGAGGUCCAUGCGGCGCCGCCUCGCGUCCGCGCCCGUGUCCUCCGAGGUGGAGCAGAAGGAGCUCCUCGAGGCGGUGGUCGCCAGCCUCCCCGCGGACAAGUGCUCGGGGCGCGUCGUCACCGCCAAGUUCCUCUUCGCGCUGCUGCGGACGGCGCACAUCUUGCGCGCGUCGGACGCCGCGCGCGCGGCGCUCGAGCGGAAGGCCGCCACGCAGCUGCAGCAGGCCGCGCUGGAGGACGUGCUCAUCCCGAGCUACUCCGGCACCGCGGAGACGCUCUACGACGUGGACUGCGUCCAGCGGAUCGUCAGGUAUUUCCUCGCGGAGGAGGAGCUCGGCGGGGAGGCGUCGUCUUCGGCCGCGAUCGAGGAGGAGGAAGCGGUGGCCGUGGCGCGGCCGUCCGCCGUGGUCAUGGUGCAGGUGGGCAAGCUGGUGGACAAUUACCUCGCCGAGGUCGCGUCAGACGCCAACCUCAAGCCCGCCAAGUUCUGCGACCUCGCGCUUUCGUUGCCCGACCAUGCCCGUAUCUACGACGAUGGCGUCUACCGCGCCGUCGACAUCUACCUCAAGGCGCACCCGCGGCUGACAGCGGAGGAGCGGGACCGGGUGGUGGGCGUGGUGGACUGCCGGAAGCUGACGGUGGAGGCGUGCACGCACGCGGCGCAGAACGAGCGGCUCCCGCUGCGGGCGGUCCUGCAGGUGCUCUUCUUCGAGCAGCUGCAGCUCCGGCGCGCCAUCGCGGGCACGCUCCUGGCGCCCUCCGCCGGCGCCGCUCCGCGCGAGGCUGCGGCGUGGCGAGGCGCGACGGCGCUGGCGCAGGACAGCCAGGUGCUGCGGCUGGACAUGGACAGCAUGGCGAGCCGGGUGCAGGAUCUGGAGCGCGAGUGCUCCAGCAUGCGCAGGGCCAUCAAGAAGAUCGACGGGCGCGGCGGCAGCGGCAGCGGCAGCCGGUCCCCCGGCGGCCGCAGCGCGGACGGGUCCAGGCCCGCGGCGGGCGGGUGGAGGGCGCGGCACGGGUGCAAAUUCAGCACGCAGGUGUGCGACUCGCACGCGCGCAACGUGGUGGCGUCCAGGGCGUCCAGGAUGGGGAUGAGCCCGUAGCCACCGCUCGUGCAGUGCGGCCGUCCUCUCCGUCCGGCGCUCUCGGUCCAGACAUGGGAUUUCUCACGCGAUCGCGAUUCACAGUGACACACGACCAGAGAGAUCAGCACGGGAAGAGAAUGGCUGAGAAGUUCCAGAUCUUUUACCGCUCCAAGUCUCAGCACCAGCCUCUCAGGUCUCGCACGUUUUUACAUCUCUCGUUCGUGGACGUGAGAGGUGUGAUGGCCAUUUGUUCGUUUGUUGUGCGUGUCGUGUCGCCCCAAAUGGGCGUGGAUCCGUGUGAGUUGUCUUGUCUGUGCCGGAGGGAGGGCGGUCUGUAACUCGCCAGCAAGCCGUUUCCAUUCAGCUUGUUUCUACUACUCGAUUGCGCCGUGCAUAUCCGGUUGGAUUUUUUACUGUACUAAUGUGGGUUCUGAUGUAUAAAAGUUCAGAUAAUACCCACCA